AUGGAGUUCUCCAAUAGUUCCCAAGGUAACCCCUUCAUCCACCAUGACUACUCUGGCGACAUGACAAAGGACAAUGAGACCAACUCAAGCGGCACGGAACCCAACUCCAUGGCUUGCUUUCAGCUGCAGAUCCCGCAGGAACUGUUCUUGUCACUAGGCCUCAUCAGCCUGUUGGAGAACAUUCUGGUGGUGUUGGCCAUCAUCAAGAACCGCAACCUGCACUCCCCCAUGUAUUACUUCAUCUGCUGCCUGGCCGUGUCCGACAUGCUGGUGAGCGUCAGCAAUGUGGUGGAGACCAUCGUCAUGCUUCUGCACGACCACGGCCUGAUGGACAGUUACCCGGGUAUUCUGCGUCACCUGGACAACAUCAUCGACGUGAUGAUCUGCAGCUCGGUGGUGUCCUCGCUCUCCUUCCUGAGCACCAUCGCGGCGGACCGCUAUAUCACCAUCUUCUACGCGCUGCGUUACCACAGCAUCAUGACCACGCAGCGGGCCGUGACCAUCAUCGCCGCCGUGUGGCUGGCCAGCAUCACCUCCAGCAUCUUCUUCAUCGUCUACCACACAGACAACGCCGUCAUCGUGUGCCUGGUGACCUUCUUCUGCUCCAGCCUGGUCUUCAACGCCGUGCUCUACAUGCACAUGUUCCUUCUGGCGCGCAUGCACUCGCGGAGCAUCCCUGCCAACUUUGAUAAGAAGCGGCGGCCUUCCACCAGCAUGAAGGGAGCCAUCACGCUCACCAUCCUGCUGGGCGUCUUCAUCGUAUGCUGGGGACCUUUCUUCCUGCACCUCAUCCUCAUCCUCACCUGCCCCACCAGCCCCUUCUGCAACUGCUUCUUCCAGAACUUCAACCUCUUUCUCAUCCUUAUCAUCUGUAACUCCCUUAUAGACCCGCUCAUCUAUGCCUACAGGAGCCAGGAGCUGCGCAAAACACUCAAAGAGCUUCUCUUGUGCUCCUGGUUCUUCGGCUCCGACUGACUUUACUUCAUGACUUUAACUUGUUUGAAACGUUUCGCAUUUUUUGCUCGUUCAAAGUUG
This is a messenger RNA of Entelurus aequoreus (snake pipefish), 1035 nucleotides long. It is a transcript of the gene mc1r, whose product is annotated as melanocortin 1 receptor. Gene Ontology annotation, molecular function: melanocyte-stimulating hormone receptor activity. The coding region runs from base 1 to 975 and encodes 324 amino acids. The record is from RefSeq and is a predicted model, not a curated record. Gene Ontology annotation, biological process: G protein-coupled receptor signaling pathway. Gene Ontology annotation, cellular component: membrane. The transcript has a single exon. Lineage: Eukaryota; Metazoa; Chordata; Actinopteri; Syngnathiformes; Syngnathidae.